AGGCGUGUCGGCAGUACAGUGCUAUCUGUGACAGCCUUGGGAAGGUUGAGUUCGAUCCUCAUAACGAUCGCCUAGAUAAGUUCUGGUUCAACAAUCUUGUCCCAUGGUCAGGCGUCUGUGGAAAGGGUCUUUUCGGUCAACCGAAACAUAGAGGCUGACAACAUGUCAGAGAAGACGCUGGUGGCUAGAAGAAUAAUCUGCGACCAUAUCAAAGCUGUUGGUUACCAGAAUCUGUCCGUGGACAAGAAGCUUCUGCUCUCUGCUGCCAGUGCCAGACAGAAGUACAUGGCCUAUCUAGAAGAGGAGAAACGUGCUAAGGCCCAAGCCUCUACACAGACCUUGAAACGUAACCUAGAAGAUGAGGUGGACGUUGUCAGGAAGCGUAAGAGGCAGAUUGAGAUUGAUGUGAAUAAAUUGUUACGCAGUGCUGACACGCUUGCUAAGCAAGCAGAGGACAGGGGAAGCUUAACCAUGCUAUCAAAAUCUAACAGUCUUCGUCGCAUUGCCCAAGAAAAGCAGGAGCUUCUCAACGGUGUUUCCAAGAAGCUAGAGGAUAAGUUACUCCUGAUUAAAAAUAACUAGAGGCUAAUGUUCAAAACAAUUUGUCCUGGAAAUGUCCUGGAAUUUCAUCUCACUUAAGGUGUACGAACCCUGACUGUUAUCAGGUAUAUGUAUA
Molecule: messenger RNA, 676 nt
Organism: Limulus polyphemus (Atlantic horseshoe crab)
Lineage: Eukaryota; Metazoa; Arthropoda; Merostomata; Xiphosura; Limulidae
Exons: 2
Coding region: 163-582 (139 amino acids)
Source: RefSeq, a predicted model, not a curated record